AUGGAUGAUACAGUGAUUUCGCCAGGAAAUAAAAUGGGGGAUUCGGCAUCUGAGAGUGACUCCAGCUCACUUGAUGGCGGAGCUAUGUUGCCCCCCAGUACAGUUUCUCGUGAUCAGCUUCAGAAAAGAAUUGAAUCUCUACAGCAACAAAAUAGAGUCCUUAAGGUGGAGUUAGAUACUUAUAAGCUCCGUGUAAAGGCUUUGCAAGAAGAGAAUCGUGCCUUGAGACAAGCAUCCGUUUCAAUUCAAGCAAAGGCCGAGCAGGAGGAAGAAUAUAUUUCUAACACAUUAUUAAAAAAAAUUCAAGCCCUAAAGAAAGAAAAAGAAACUUUGGCUCACCAUUAUGAACGGGAAGAGGAAUGCCUAACAAAUGACCUUUCCAGAAAAUUAAAUCAGUUACGUCAGGAGAAAUGUCGUUUGGAGCAAACCUUAGAACAGGAACAAGAGUGUCUGGUUAAUAAAUUGAUGAGGAAAAUAGAAAAGCUGGAAGCUGAGACACUUGCAAAGCAAAUGAAUUUGGAGAGACUUCGUAGGGAAAAGGUGGAACUGGAAAAUACGUUGGAACAAGAGCAAGAAGCAUUAGUGAACAGACUUUGGAAACGAAUGGACAAGCUAGAAGCAGAAAAACGUUCUCUGCAAAUAAGACUCGACCAACCAGUUUCUGAUCCAGCUAGUCCUAGGGACAUUAGUAAUGGUGAUACAGCAUCCAAUUUAAGCAAUCAUAUUCAGACCCUACGUUCUGAGGUCGUAAAAUUAAGAAACCAACUGGCCGUAUCUCAAAACGAAAAUAAGGAGAAGAUGCAUCGUUUUGCUUUAGAGGAGAAACACAUUAGGGAAGAAAACAUACGUUUGCAAAGGAAGUUGCAACAAGAAGUCGAACGACGUGAAGCGCUUUGUCGACAUCUGUCCGAGAGUGAAUCCUCGCUCGAAAUGGAGGAAGAGAGGCAGUUUAAUGAAGCUUUGAGUGCACGAUCACGAAGCGUAUCGUCACCGGGCGGGUCACGGCCACUCUCACCCUACGCCUCGCCGCUGUUACACAACGCGGCCGGAAUGCCAUCGUCUCGACCUUCGCUGCAUCUCAAUUCUCAGACGCGGCGCACGAGCGACAGGUUCGUGAAGCCGGCGCUGCCGGGCGGCGCGAUGGCGGCGCGCGUGGCGCCGCUGGAGCCGCCCGCGCCACCGCUGGCGCCGCCCGCCGCUGUCCCCACGCCUCUACCGCAGCCGCACGCCACCAUCCUGCAGCCCGCCAGUCCUAUGGACACCUCCUCCAAGGACUAG
Messenger RNA from Arctia plantaginis, 1278 nucleotides. Lineage: Eukaryota; Metazoa; Arthropoda; Insecta; Lepidoptera; Erebidae. The record is from the annotation of a GenBank genome assembly.